AACGUGGCAUGGCAUGGCCUGGCAGAGAUUCGAAUGGCGACGAAGUUGGCUGUGGAUAACCCCUCAAACUUCGCAACUUCCGCUCUCGCCCUCCGUUCACAUCAACAGUGGUCAGCCAACUAGCACUCGCACUCGCACUCCCACUCAGGAUGAUCCUGCUCAAGCCGAAGAAGAAGGCCUCCGGCGGACGGAGCAAGCACGGUGACGCGGCGAAGGUCAAGGAGCUCAAGGAGAAGCCCAGUCCGCUCCAGGCGGAGGGCCAGCUGCUGACGCCCAACUGGUUCUGGAAGGCCUACAUCAACGAGCAGAUCGUGCCGCCUGCGGUGGCCGCUCCCCUGGUGGAGGUGGCCGACCCGCAGCUCUCCUCGCCGCUCUCCAACGGCUCCAAGCUGCAGCUGCCGACUGCCGGGGGCAGCCAGUCGUCGUGUCCCCCGCCGCCGGUCCUGGUUCCCAGCGAGAUGGACCCCGAGUUCGCCGACGUGCUGACCAUCUCGCGGCAGCGCCGCCUGCGCAGCAUGGCCACCACCUUCAGCAUCGAGGAGCUGCUGCCCCCGCGGAAGGUGAAGAGCUCCCGGAGCGACCAGCUGCCGGCCGCCCUCAUCGAGAUCGUGGAGGAGAAGCCGCAGAUCCCCCAGGUGGCCGCCCCCGCCCUGGACCCCAUGCUCACCGACGCGGUGGUCACCGCGCACGACUUCGAGCUCGUCUGGGGGACGCGGCUCUCCUGCCAGGACACCUCCUUCGCCGAGGCGACCCUGCGAAGUGCCGACCGCAAGCUGCGCAACUACGAGAUCAUCCACACGGCGAUCCGCAACUGCCUGCUCGACGACCUGGAGAUCCAGGUGGAGUCGAAGUUCUUCCACGUGGACCGCUACCUCUUCACCUACUUCGCCCGCAACUUCCGCGCCUGCAGGGGGCCCUUCCUGCAGCUGCCGGUGCAGCAGGUGCCGAUGCGGCUGCUCACCCAGAUCUACGAGUGGAUGCUGCAGGACGAGGCCGGCUUCCCGGUGGGCCCCGACAUGAUACCCUUCUACAAGGCGGCCCGGUUCCUGGGGGUGCAGCGGCUGGAGGAGCAGUACUGGAGCACCUUCUCGGCCAGCGGGGACCGCGGCGUCUGGGAGCUGAACGCCGUCCACACCUACCUGCAGGCCCGGGAGCACCGCUGCCCGGAGAUCAUGGCCGCGAUGCUCUCGCGGGUGCGCAAGUGCUUCCUGCCGCUGGUCGCCUCGCUCGAGUUCCUCGAGUUCGAGGCCAGCGAGGUGGCCUGCCUGCUCCGGCAGGACAUGCUCUGCGUGAACAGCGAGGACGAGGUCCUCUUCGCCUGCCUCCACUGGCUCGACUUCGCCUGGCCGGAGCGCCGUCGGCACGCGCUCCACUUACUGUCGCAGGUGCGCUUCUGUUUCCUCUCGCCCUGGCUGCGCCGCUCCCUGGCCAACUUCCCCGAGAACGCGCUGCUCCGCGAGAUCGCCCAGAUGCCCCAAGUGGCUCGCUGGCUCUGGCAGGCCACCAAGCAGACCGCGGCCGUCGUGGCCAACCGGCAGAGGGAGGAGCAGAAGGGCGGCCUCGUCCAGAAGAUGCUGGCCGAGUACCGGGGGCAGCGGGCGACGGAGCGCUACUGGACCUUCUGCCGCGGGGUGCCGCACCACCACGACGCCAAGUGCCCGCGCCACCGCGAGCUCACCUUCGGCACCUUCCGGCUCUUCCUGCACCGGCUCCACUCGCAGGCGCAGCGCUUCAUGGACGACCUCUGCUUCGUGCCCAACAAGCACUGGGCCACCUACCGCUGCUGCGUCGACGUCGAGUACUUCCCGGAGGCGGAGCGGACCUGCCCCCGGCCGCCCAUCUACACGCGCCUCCUCUCCUCCAAGCAGCUGUCCCCGCCCGACUAGCUCCCGUCCUCCAAUCCCCCAAUCCCCCGAUCCCCCAAUCCUCCUGUCCCCCUGAUUUCCCAUCUUCCUAUCUGAAGUGCCACGUAAAUUCGUUAUGCUUGCGAUA
Molecule: messenger RNA, 1992 nt
Organism: Drosophila ficusphila
Lineage: Eukaryota; Metazoa; Arthropoda; Insecta; Diptera; Drosophilidae
Exons: 3
Coding region: 150-1886 (578 amino acids)
Source: RefSeq, a predicted model, not a curated record